Messenger RNA from Cladocopium goreaui, 315 nucleotides. The record is from the annotation of a GenBank genome assembly. NCBI's taxonomy places the organism in Eukaryota, Dinophyceae, Suessiales, Symbiodiniaceae.
AUGGCAGUGCCCACUGGCCCUGCAACGACAUAUGAUGAGCUGGCGGCGUACAUGGCCCAAUGCGCGAUCACGUUGGCAUCGUCUGGCCGCGAUGUACAGGAGGUGAUGGAGAUCCUCCGAUGUGCUCGGGACUCAUUUGAAGCAGUCCGGCGGUCGUCUGACGAGGACCGAGAGGAUGCAGAGGUUCAGCUGCUUCGAAAUCUCGCUCUAGUCAGUCAAGAGCUUGGACCUGUCCCCGAGCGACCAUCGUCGAAUCUCAUCGGCAAUGUUGGGGACGGGCACUCACCUUCCUUCUUGGCACAGGUGUUGAAAUGA